CGCAGCGAGUUUCCUCUGUCGUCGAAAGAAUGUGGGCCGCGUUUAUUAUAGAUAGUGGGUGUUUUUCUUGAGUCGUGCUUUUGGGUCACUUACGGUAAGGUGAACCGGCCGAGUCCACUGAGCGAUCAGGUGAUCCGGCAGCGAACAGCGGAACUGGCGCUGACUAACCGAGGCGGACGCAAGAUGGCAUGCGGCGAAUGCGGGGACUCAGUCCGCUCACCUUCCCAGGCUACAUUUGGAUUUAAAUUUUACCUUUGGAGCUACGCUGUGAUGAUGACGCGCUGAACCCGGUGCGAAGAUAGUCUAUAUUUAGGGUUUAUUUUAUUUUAUUUUAAAUUUACAUAAAUAUAACAACAAGAACAUCGCAAACAUGGGGCUGUGCUACAGCCUGCGCCCGCGUCUCUUCGGAGAGCUCAGCGGCUCCAUCUCCAAUGCGGCUUCGGACUCCGAGCAGCCGGCCGACUCGGCGGCACCGCUCCGUGCAGGUGGCUUGAGCCACGAGGACGCGGGGGGAUACGGCGAGACCGAGCCGUUCCGCGACGGCCAGAUACGCCGAGGGGACGCUGCCAAACCUUCCGCCGGGGAGCCCCGCCGCGGAGACCCGGCCACGGAUGGCGUGCUGAUCCAGAACGGAGGCGGAGGGGGAGGUAAGGCUGCGGGUACGGAGCACAACCGGCGGCUACAGCUGCUGCAGAAGCAGAAAAACUGGGAGAGACUGCUGACCGAGGAGAAGGAGGCAGAGAGGGAGGCGAAGAAAGUCAGCAAGAACAUUGACAGGGUCCUCAAGGAGCUGAAGCGGGAGUACAAACAGACUCAUCGGCUGCUUUUGCUAGGGGCUGGAGAGUCCGGAAAGAGCACGAUCGUCAAGCAGAUGAGGAUCCUGCACGUCAAUGGCUUCAAUGCGGAAGAAAAGAAACAAAAAAUCCUGGACAUUCGAAAAAAUGUGAAGGAUGCCAUAGUGACGAUAGUUUCUGCGAUGAGCACUUUAAUACCUCCUGUCCCACUGGCUAACCCUGAAGACCAAUUCAGAGUUGACUACAUCAAGAGCAUAGCGCCCCUGUCUGACUUUGACUAUACGCAGCCAGGAAGAAGAUUGACCAUUGAGACCAGGUGGCAUGAGAGCAGGAAGUGGCAUGAGGAGGCCAAACCACUUGUGCUGCAGCUUGGGGGGGGGGUGACUUAAUAGUUUAAUUUCAUGAUUUAUUCUUUUCUUUGUUAGUAUUUAAUGUAGUUUGAUCUUGUUGUGGAUAUAAUGUGGUGAACUGAGGUGUAGGGUAGGCUGCCAACCCGGUGAAAGUGCAGACUCGUGCGUGUGCUCCUGAUUUUCAGCAAGCAGUUAGACCAGAAGGGAACUUUUUGGGUCUUUGCUGCUUCUGCUUGUUCGUCUGAGGGCCCUGAAGGAUUCUGUGCUUGUUGCGAGACACAACUUGCAGCUAAAAAUAGUCUUAUUUUCACUUCUGUGAUGAGUCAGCCUAGUCCUAAAUGUAACACUGGGGCUAAAGAUAGAUCAGAAUGCAAGUGUUUCACUGGCUUGUGAAUUAAUGCACGGGCACACACACACACACACACACACACACACACACACACACACACACACACACACACACACACCACACACA
Messenger RNA from Brienomyrus brachyistius, 1619 nucleotides. Its product is annotated as guanine nucleotide-binding protein G(s) subunit alpha isoforms XLas-like. The record is from RefSeq and is a predicted model, not a curated record. Bases 371 to 1183 code for a protein of 270 amino acids. Lineage: Eukaryota; Metazoa; Chordata; Actinopteri; Osteoglossiformes; Mormyridae. Gene Ontology annotation, cellular component: heterotrimeric G-protein complex. Gene Ontology annotation, molecular function: G protein-coupled receptor binding; GTPase activity; GTP binding. Gene Ontology annotation, biological process: adenylate cyclase-modulating G protein-coupled receptor signaling pathway. The transcript has 5 exons.